This is a messenger RNA of Nymphalis io (European peacock), 1212 nucleotides long. RefSeq names its product translocator protein-like. The transcript has 4 exons. NCBI's taxonomy places the organism in Eukaryota, Metazoa, Arthropoda, Insecta, Lepidoptera, Nymphalidae. Bases 224 to 739 code for a protein of 171 amino acids. The record is from RefSeq and is a predicted model, not a curated record. Gene Ontology annotation, cellular component: mitochondrial outer membrane.
AACUUCAAAGUUACCUACCUGUUGCUUUACCAAUAAUGAGACAAUUGACAAAUAUGAAUUUUGGUAUCGGCUAUUGAUAACCUGCUUUUAUUUACUAAAGUGAUAUCAUUAUUUGAUAUUCGGUCACUAUCUGCAUUGGUUGAUUUAUUUUAUCUAUUAGAACCACGUCGUAACUUAACCUAAGCUUUUUAAAAUCUUAUUAUACCCGAUCAGUUACAUCAAGAUGAUCAACUGGAAAGCCAUUGGUGCAAUGAUCCUCCCUAAUAUUGGUGGGUGGGUUGGUGCUCUAACCAUGAGUGGUGAAGUUCAAUCAGCCAAUGGGACAUCCUGGUAUGAAUCAAUUAAUAAACCCAGCUGGAAUCCACCAAACUGGUUGUUUGGUCCUGCCUGGACAGCUCUGUAUACUGGAAUGGGAUAUGCUUCCUACAUGGUCUAUGAGGACUGUGGUGGAUUUACAGAUGAUGCAUUAAUUCCCUUGGCAUUGUAUAGUGGUCAUUUGAUAUUGAAUUGGACAUGGACACCUGUCUUCUUCAAGUUUCAUCAGAUUGGUUUGGCUUUAAUUCAUAUGUUAGCAUUGGAUGCCGCUGCAACAGCUUGUACAGUGAGCUUCUUCAAGAUUAACAAAAAAACUCUAUACCUCAUGGCCCCCUAUUUGUGUUGGCUUACAUUUGCCACCUGUCUUAAUUAUUCCAUCUGGCAACUAAACAAAGAUGACGGCAGAAAGGAAUUGCACAUCUGAUGUAUGUUCUCCGGACUCUUUACAAGAUUUAUUAAGUCAUGAUUAAAAUACUAUAGUUUCAGUGCAAAUAGAUUUUGUAAUAUAUUACACACAGGCACAUAAAAUGUAUAAUUACAAUAUAUUAAGUGAAAAAAAUAUUUCACUGAGUAUUGUUAUCACAAAAUGUAUAUAGCCUAUUACGAUUACAAGAAGAGUAUUCUAGAAGAGAUCUUGAAUAAUUUAUGAUAUCACUUUAUAAGUAGUUAGGUUCAAUAGUUAUGUAUUAUAAAUAAAGUUAUAUUAAUAAAUAAUUGUUUGUAGCACAGCUAUAAGCAAAUUGUAUGGAAUAUGUAAAUAUAAUAUUUGUUUAUUGUUACACCUCCAGCCAUUGGAAUAGGCUAUAGAUAAGAGUCUACUACAUUGUUUACAAGUAUGUUAAUGUUUGUAUAUUUAUGAAUUGUUUUACAUAAUACAUGAUAAGAAUUUGUAAUUUU